AUGAAUCUUCUAGCUUAAGAGAAAACAAGUAAAUUAAAAGUUUCUAAAAUGAAUGAUGUUGAAAAAUACGAAUUAUAAAUGAUUAUAGCAAAAGGAAAAUCAUAAUUGUCUGACUUGGAAAAGGCAUAUACAAUCCAAUUACGUAAAGUUUAAUAGUCAAAUUUCGAGGAAUAAUAAACGAAAUUAAAGAAUUAGGCUAAGGAUAUAAAUGAAAAAGGUAACAACGAAUUUUACUUACAUUGA
Paramecium octaurelia is the source of this 243-nucleotide messenger RNA. The record is from the annotation of a GenBank genome assembly. Lineage: Eukaryota; Ciliophora; Oligohymenophorea; Peniculida; Parameciidae.